AUCACCGUUGGCGCGAAUCCUCCGGCACGUUAUCUUCAUCAAGUCGUCGCUUCGCCACACGGCGUGUUGUUACACGGCGGAGUGUAUGACGACAACAGCUACAGCACCGUUCCAUACACAACUUAUUAUGCGGACUUGUGGAAACUGAAUGCUGGAGUAUGGACGCAAGUGUCGACAACCAACGGUGCGGGGGCCUUCCCUCAGAGAUGGGCCCAUGCGGCAGUCUACGACCCGGUCAACGAUGCACUGGUCUUCUACGGCGGGUUG
Messenger RNA from Symbiodinium sp. CCMP2456, 267 nucleotides. NCBI's taxonomy places the organism in Eukaryota, Dinophyceae, Suessiales, Symbiodiniaceae. The record is from the annotation of a GenBank genome assembly.